AAACAUGUCAGAGCUUCCAUAGAACUACAAGGUUUAACUACUCAAUAUAUCUGGUCAUGUGUUCAACAUGAAGUGUAUUGUGUUUUAUUAACACAUCUAAAUAAUAUUACACCAACUGAAUUAAAUGAAUUAUCACUUUCAUCAAAUAAAAAUGGUUUAUUCAAGCUACAAGCACGUAUUAGUAAAAUCGGUAUUGCUAUUGACGGUGAAGAUGUAACAACAACGGAUAAUGAUCAUUCCAGUGCGACAUUAGAUUUAAGCAAAGUUGAUUUGAAUGCAUUAAUGGGUCGUAAACGUAUUGGAGCAUUUAAUUUUGCAUCAAUCACUGGUUCAUCUUCGACAACAACAUCAACUACUACUAAUACUACUACUAAUACUACUUCUACUGCUAGCGCUACUAUGAUCUCAACCAAUACUAAUACUAUUCCUACUACUGCUACUAUUACUAAUAUCAAUUCUACUACGACUACUACUACGACACGAGAUAAUCAAUCGAAUAUGAAUACAAUUACAGGAAAUAUUACUGCAACUAAUCCAACUGUUGCAACAAAUCAAGGUCAAAGUAAUAAUAAUGUACCAUUAUUUAGCUUUUCUAAUGCAUCACAUUAUCUUGGUGUAUCGACGUAUUUAUCAGAAAGUCGAGCAAUGUCAGGUUUACCUGGUGUUGAUAGUCAAACUGGACAAACAAUGACAGAGAAAUCUGCUCCAAUUUAUCCAUUGGCAUGUCGACCAUCUGGUGAUAAUAUAUUAAGUGUAUAUAAAAUGGUAAUGGAAUUUAUUGAAGCUGUUGAAUGGGAAAUGAUCAAGUAUACAGAAUUUUCUGAUUUACACUCCGUCAAUCAUUCUGAUACAGGUGGGCACGAUGAUCGUCAACGGUGUCAAUUACGUACACAACUUAAAAAUUUCAUUGAAAAUAUCUAUCUACCUGGAAAGCUUUCUUCUUUACGUAAUAAACUACAGAGAUCACUUAAUU
Schistosoma turkestanicum is the source of this 973-nucleotide messenger RNA. The record is from the annotation of a GenBank genome assembly. NCBI's taxonomy places the organism in Eukaryota, Metazoa, Platyhelminthes, Trematoda, Strigeidida, Schistosomatidae.